This is a messenger RNA of Melitaea cinxia (Glanville fritillary), 1843 nucleotides long. RefSeq names its product WD repeat-containing protein 46. Lineage: Eukaryota; Metazoa; Arthropoda; Insecta; Lepidoptera; Nymphalidae. Gene Ontology annotation, molecular function: protein binding. Gene Ontology annotation, biological process: maturation of SSU-rRNA from tricistronic rRNA transcript (SSU-rRNA, 5.8S rRNA, LSU-rRNA). The transcript has 11 exons. Gene Ontology annotation, cellular component: nucleolus; small-subunit processome; 90S preribosome. Bases 108 to 1823 code for a protein of 571 amino acids. The record is from RefSeq and is a predicted model, not a curated record.
UCCUAUUUAUAUCAUAGUAGUCUGUGAGUUUACUACUUUACUGUCAUUUUUAUCAUGUGGCAUUGUUUGGGGGCUAUGCAAGCGUGUGAAACGUGUAUUAUAAUAAAAUGAAGGAAAAUAAAUUUGUUCGUUAUUUUGAAACUAAAGAAGAUAAGCCCAAUGAAACAAAUGAAGAAGUUAAAGUGUAUAAAAUUAAACCCACUGCGAGGUUAUUGAGAGCCAACAAGUUUAAGAAAAAAAGCAAUACUCAAAACAAGAAACAGACUGCAGAAAAAGAUAAAAAAUUCCCUGGAAAGGCUCCAAUUAAUCCUGAAAAGUUAGAGCAUCAUUCAAGGGGCGAAGGUUUCGAAGGCAAAGGUGUAAAACAUCCUCUGUAUGCAUUAAAAUUGAAAAAGAAAGAAAACAAACACAAAUAUGCUCAAAAGCAAGCUGCAAGAGCUGAUAUUCUUUUAACAGAAGAUCAAGGUUUUCUAGAGGUUGAUGAAGACAAUAGAACUACAGGGAUAACUCAAAAGGUUAUAGUGGAUAAUGUAGAUAUCACCGCAGCCACAAAAGCCUUUGAGUUAAACCUAGACUUUGGUCCAUAUCAAGCUAAGUACUCACGGAAUGGCAGACAUCUUCUUUUGGGAAGCAACAAGGGUCACUUAGCUGCUUUUGACUGGAUUACUAAAAAACUACACUUUGAAAUCAAUGUUAUGGAAUCUAUACAUGAUAUAAGUUGGUUACACAUUGAGACAAUGGUAGCAGCUGCCCAAAAGGAAUGGUUGUAUAUUUAUGAUAAUACAGGAACAGAGAUUCACUGCAUUAAAAGAAUGGACAAAAUAUUAAGAAUGGAAUUUUUACCUUACCAUUUUCUACUUGCCGCUGUCAAUGAAUUUGGAUUUAUGACAUGGCUUGAUAUUUCAAUAGGAGAAAUUGUUGGUCAUUACAACAAUCAUAUGGGAAGGACACCAGUUAUGACGCAAAAUCCUUACAAUGCAACGAUUUGUUUAGGAAACUCAAAAGGAGUGGUAUCAUUAUGGUCUCCAAGUGUAAAAAAGCCAUUAGCAAAAAUAUUAUGUCAUAAAACACCAUUAACAGCUAUUUCUGUAGACAAUAGGGGCAUGUACAUGGCUACAUCCGGAGUAGAUAGAAGUUUGAAAAUAUGGGAUAUUCGGAACCUUGAUGGACCAUUGCAGCAUUACAAAUUACGCACAGCACCUGUUGAUCUUGAAUUUUCACAAAAAGACAUGUUAGCUGUUGGUCUGGGAAGCAUUGUUGAAGUGUACAAUAACUGCUGUUCACAAACUGUAGAAAGACCUUAUCUCAGGCAUAAUAUGGGAAAAUCUAUGAAAAACUUCAAAUUCUGUCCAUAUGAAGAUAUUUUAGGAAUUGGAACUAGUAAUGGUUUCACAAGUAUAAUUGUGCCAGGCAGCGGUGAACCAAACUUCGAUGCUCUGGAAAGCAAUCCAUUCCAAACUAAAAAACAAAGAAAAGAGGCAGAGGUUAAAGCUCUACUUGAAAAGAUUCCUGCAGAACUCAUUACUCUCAAUCCACAUGAAGUUAUGGAAAUUGACGUUCCAUCUGCUAAAGAGAAAAUGGAAGCAAAAAAGAAUCUUUUGUAUUUGAAACCUAAGAAGGUUGACUUCACACCAAGACAAAAGAAGAAGGGUAAAACUAAUAUUGCAAGAAAGAAAAUCAUAAAGGAAGUCGCAAGAAAGGCAUACGUCAACCAAAUAAUUGAAGCCAAGAAGUCACUAAACGAGCCUCAAAAGGAAAGUAAACCAAAACAAUCAUUUGGAGUUCUUGAUAGAUUUGUUUCUCAACCGAAAACUGAGAAAUAAAAAUGUUUGUUAGAAAAAAA